Dissoconium aciculare CBS 342.82 is the source of this 642-nucleotide messenger RNA. RefSeq lists its product as uncharacterized. The transcript has a single exon. The record is from RefSeq and is a predicted model, not a curated record. Lineage: Eukaryota; Fungi; Ascomycota; Dothideomycetes; Mycosphaerellales; Dissoconiaceae. Bases 154 to 552 code for a protein of 132 amino acids.
CGGGAACCCGGUGCCGUCUCAACCGCAGCUCUCUGCAAUGACCUUUGACGCGGAUGUGUCUCUGCGGCUUACACGUGGUGGCUACGUCGACGGCCUUCUACGUUGAGGGGCGAGCUUCGCUGGACACGACCGGCAACGUCCCAUGGGGAUUUCAUGUGGUUCGAACCCGUUUCGGGAUCCAAGAUUUGGGAUGACAUGGCUACACGACCUCGUGCGGACAUUCGACGCUGGCCUCAACGCAGUCCGACAACUCACGACCCGGCACCAGUUUCUGCCUCGCGCCAAAAGGGACUUUCUUCCCACCGCCGCCGCAAAGCACCCAAGCAAGAUCUGAAACAUUCCUCUUCGACCGGACCGGUUGGUCGGACGCUCACACGAACACCCCCUUCCGUCCGGCUUUCGCUCGUUACACGCCAAAAAUGCGCCGCAUCCGGAACCCACGGAUCGGACGUCCGAGAAUACCUCCCACGCCAUGCCACAAUCACCAGGAAACCCGUCGUUCCCCUACGAAGAACCGGAUCUGCGCCUCGCGCGCCGAUUGAGGCUCGAUGAGAGGCUCGAUGGGAGGAAAGGAGGAGGUCACGGACGAACGACCAACAAUCCAUGAUCGAAGUCAGUCAUCUCAGCCCACACGCCGGAAAU